This is a messenger RNA of Orbilia oligospora ATCC 24927, 2676 nucleotides long. RefSeq lists its product as uncharacterized. The coding region runs from base 1 to 2676 and encodes 891 amino acids. The transcript is spliced from 3 exons. The record is from RefSeq and is a predicted model, not a curated record. NCBI's taxonomy places the organism in Eukaryota, Fungi, Ascomycota, Orbiliomycetes, Orbiliales, Orbiliaceae. Gene Ontology annotation, biological process: retrograde vesicle-mediated transport, Golgi to endoplasmic reticulum.
AUGGGGGGACCUACUGCUACAGCUCCUGCUACAGCUACUACAACAACAGAGCCAGCGGUCUCUAAAGACCCUAUAAUUGGAGAAACAGUAGAAGAGGAAUUAUCACCAUCCCGCGCCCUCCUAUUGUCCUUACAUUUCGCAUCACAAUGCGAUAUCACAGGAUUAAGAAGGUUGAUUAUCACAUACCCGGCGGUGUUUAGACGGGAUGUUGUGUUAGAAGUUAUCCUACGGUUUGUGCCGGAGAGUACUGCUGUAGGUGUAUACGCCGGGUUGGCGAAGGAGGUUAUUAGAGAAGGAGUGGUAUUACCUGAUGGUGAGGAAGAAGGAGGGAGGGCGAAAGUUGAUGGAGGGUUUGUGAAGGAUGUUAAUGAGGUUUCUGCGAAGAAGACUUUGGAAGGGGUUGGGUUUCCUGGUGGUGGGUUUGGAGGUGGAGAUGGGGUUUUGAUGGAGUUUGUGAGGGAGAGGGCGAGGGUUGUUGAUAAGGAGACUGGGGAUUUGAGGCUUGUGAGGGAGUUGGUGGAGGUUUUUGGUGACGAUGAUGGGACGGUGGGGGAAUGGGGGUUUGGGGUAUUGGGAGUUGUUGAACGGCUUAUUUUUAUUGCUGCAGAGAGGGAAGAGGGUCAAUCGGGAGGAGGAGGAGGGGUGAUUGGGAUCGAAGAGUUUGAAAGGUUGGAGGGGAGGGAAGGUGUCAAUCUUAUUCUUGACCGGAUGGUUAGGGACGGGGAUGUUUCGGAUGGGAUGGGGCUUCUCGCUGGUUAUCUUCAUUAUAAGAAAGGAGGGAAGAGGUUCUGGGGGUAUGUUUACGAAUGGAUGACGAGACAGGAGUUUGGCGUUCUGUGGAGGGUUGUUAAGGAGUGGAAUGGCCCUGUUGAGGACGGUGAAGGGUAUUUUAAGAUGUUGAUGGCGAGAUGUUAUUCCUCUGGUGGACCGUCAGGUGGAGGGGAUAUUGUAGGGUGGAUGUUGGAUGUGGUUUAUAAAAUCGCGGGGAUGGUGGGCGCUGGGUUGGAUCAUGUUGGGGUAGAAGAAGUUGAAAGAUUUGUGGAAAGAUAUUUGAAUUCUACGGGUGCUGGUGGUGGACACGAAUGGGAUAUGGGAGAACUAGUGGUUCCUUCCGCCGCUAGUUUGAAGUUAUUGGAGCAGUUGAUCGUUUCGGUUCGAAUGUUUGGAGUUUUCCCGUUGGGGUUGACUGUUAAAGAAGUUAUGAGGAUGAGGUUUUGGGGGUCGAAGGGGGAUCAAUUGGGAUUAUUGAAGAGGGGGUUGAGUGUUAAUAGUGGAGGAAAAGGGAGGAACGACAAUUGGUAUAACGAGGUCAGAGGUAUUUGCGAAUAUUUAAGAGCUACCAGUAGAGUAUUUGGGAGACUUGAGGCUGGAGAUGUGGAGCUGGAGGUUUUGAGGGAUAUGUUGGCCGCAGGGAAAUUCGCAGCGGUCACGGCAACCUAUGUGACGCCAAAAGGGAAAGCAUUAUUACCAUCUUUCGUCGUGGAGAAGGCCGUUAUUCAUGCCGUUGGCGAUUUUUACGAUAACGCUACGAAUGGAAAUCGAAUGAGGGGGGGUAUGAAGAAUGCCUCUAAUGCACUUGCGAUAUUAUUUCCUUCACACUCAAAUUCAGUACCAUUACGACGACUAUCGAAGCUGAUAGAAGCCACGCAUGCCUUAUCCGAAUACUCGUUAACGCUUACACCGGGUGUACCGCUAAAACCAGUACAAAUACGACUAUUCCCCGAACCCGUGGAGUUAAUAUCAAGGGUACUGCAAUCGAAUCCGAAGGCGUAUUUACAACUUAACUCGCUUGUAAAAAUCGCACAGGAUUUAGUAUAUGGGGUUUCAAAACCUCACCAUGACGAAGAAAUGGAAGAAAGAAAAGGUGGAGAAAUGACAAAGGAAGAGGUUUCGGCUAUCAAAAGACGGGUUGUGGGGAUGUGUGUGGAGGCUGCACUUGCUGAAGAUGAUUUUGAAACGGCGUUUAGUUACGUGGUUAAUAAACUUGUGCCUGGGUAUCAGAAUCUUAGGGCGUCUACCACACUAUCAUCAUCAACAACGGCGUCGGCUUUUACGGGGAAUAAUUCGGAUACAGCAUGGCAGGCGGCUUUACAGGCGGGGAGGUAUAGAAGUCCUACGAUGCUAGUAGAGAGUAUGGAAGGUGUUGCUACGGCUAAGGGGAUAGAACAAGUUAUGAAACGAAUGGAAGUAUUAUCACAGGCGUUGGUUAUAUGUCCUGGGGAGGCGGUGAUGGAUGUAUUAAGGACCUGGAAGAACUGUGAAGAUGAAUUGGAAAGGUUACUGGAAUUGGAGAUUCAAGAGGAAAGACAACAUGCUGGGAAACUUGGGGAGUGGGUGGGUAGUACGAUUGAUAUGUCGAAACGGGCGGCCACAGGUGGGGGAUUAUUGAAGGCACCGAUGAGUCUAUUGGGGGCUGCUAGUUCCGCAGGUGGAAGGAUGGUUAAGGGACUAGGUAGCACGGCGUUCCCGCUUAGGAGUGUGAGUCGGCAGAGUGAGGAAGGGGGAAGUCAGAGGGGUAGUGGGGAGUUUGACAGAGGGGGUGGGUGGACCAUUGGAGAGGAUGGGGAGAGGGUUAGGAAACGGGAUGUUAUCAGUGGGAUGGUUACCAGUGGGCUUGCUAGUGGGCUUGGGUGGAUGUUGGGAGCUAAAGCUGAGGAUAUGAAUCAGCAGAGAUGA